AUGAACGAGAGGAUCACGUCGCUGACCAUGGACAUCGACUACUACAACAAGAUGCUCGAGGCCUCGAGUAAUCCGAUGCAGGUUCCCAUCACCGUCGCAACUGUGGGUGCUGAAGGGAAGCCCAUUACAAAAACGACCGCUCCUGAAGGCAAGAGAGCUCCCGACCCGGCUCCGGCUUUACCCCCCUCCCAGGAUGGCGAUGGGGCCUCAGUCUGGACAGACUUUCUCCUUUCGAGCAAAGCCUCCAGUUCAAAGUCAACCAAUACCAGCAGCAGUUCGGUUUCGCACAGUGACUGGUCCCACCGACACAUCCAAAAGGCUUCAACACAGAACACCAACACCCAGAUUGGUUUCCGUGCCAUGAAAGUCACCAUCGAUUGGCCAUGGUUCAACGCCCAGCUUCUCGGCCAGACGGAAGAAUUCAUGCAUUUCAACGCAGCCAAGAUCUCGGCAGGCAAGCCACAGGAGGUUCACGACAAACUUGACAAGGGGGAGACCGUCAACGGGGCCAACUGCCUCCUGCCAAGUUGGGCAAGCGCCUUUAUCGCUGUCAAAGAUGUGCACAUCGUUAUGAGCAAGGCUUCGAAGUUUGACGCCAGUGAGAUCAACGACAUGCAGAGCUCGUCCUCAUCCGGCGGUGGAUUUCUGUGCUUCUCGGCAUCCAAGAGCAGUUCCAGCUCAGACCAUCGGGAGGCGUUCUCAAUGAGGAAUACCGAGUCUGACAUCUCGAUCCGUAUCCCUGCCCCGCAGAUCCUUGGCUGGAUCUCUCAGCUGGCGCCCGAGGACCUUUCAAAGCAAGACUACGUACCGUUUGAUGCCAACGAAUUUGUGAAGCCUCCUCCUGUCAGUAACGGCACUUUCACGACCUAA
Molecule: messenger RNA, 870 nt
Organism: Fusarium falciforme
Lineage: Eukaryota; Fungi; Ascomycota; Sordariomycetes; Hypocreales; Nectriaceae
Exons: 2
Coding region: 1-870 (289 amino acids)
Source: RefSeq, a predicted model, not a curated record